Aspergillus nidulans FGSC A4 is the source of this 894-nucleotide messenger RNA. Its product is annotated as TATA-binding protein-associated factor taf30. The transcript is spliced from 8 exons. NCBI's taxonomy places the organism in Eukaryota, Fungi, Ascomycota, Eurotiomycetes, Eurotiales, Aspergillaceae. The record is from RefSeq and is a predicted model, not a curated record. Gene Ontology annotation, cellular component: Ino80 complex; transcription factor TFIID complex; nucleoplasm. Gene Ontology annotation, molecular function: RNA polymerase II general transcription initiation factor activity. Bases 193 to 894 code for a protein of 233 amino acids. Gene Ontology annotation, biological process: regulation of DNA-templated transcription; chromatin remodeling; transcription by RNA polymerase II.
AAUUCGGCCUUACUCUUUGGAUUUACUCGCCAACAACGCGCAGUUUGGAAGCUUCCUCUUCUCCUAAUCGCGCGGGGUUACUGGAACUCUCGGCCGCCAGCUUUUCACGCCGCCAACGAUAUUCUCGCCCUAGAAAUUUCCUCUCAUCGUCUUAAAUUUCUCAGUGCGCGCUACUUCGAGCUCAUCAUCACCAUGCCCGACGUUAAGAGGACCGUCAAGCUUGUAACCGAGCAGCACGUCAUUAACAAGGACUCCGGUGUCGAAGGUUUCCCUCUUCGAUCAUGGUCAAUCGAGGUGUAUCUCCUCAAUGAGCAUGGGGAGCAGGUGCCAGCCAAUGUCUUCGACAAGGUGACUUACUCAUUACAUCCUAGUUUCGGAAACCGAGCGACUCAAGUAUUCAAAAACCCACCGUUCAGAAUUCAAGAAGAGGGAUGGGGUGAGUUUGAUAUGCAGAUCGGCCUCACUGCUGCGGACAACAAGGAGCACUUCAUCGCACAUGAUCUCAACUUUGCGCAAUCGCGUUAUGAGUCUAAGCACGUUAUUACGUUCAAGAACCCCAAGCCGGCUUUAUUGGCGGCGCUUCGUGAAUCUGGACCUGUUCCUGGCGAUGAGAACGGAGUGAAGUCGAAGCGCUCUGCAGGUGGAGAAGAAGGAUCCAAGAAGAAGAAGCGAACGGAUAAGAGCGUUGACAUGGAUAAACUAGCCGAUGGUCUCCAGCGACUGGGGGAAGAUGACCUCCUGCAAGUGGUACAAAUGGUACACGAUAAUAAGGCCCCUGAUUCUUACACCAAGAAUGAUGUCGAGCAAGGAGAAUUCCAUGUCGACCUCUAUACACUGCCAGACCCAUUGAUCAAAAUGCUUUGGGAGUUUACACAGGAAAAAGGAGCUCUGUAG